AUGGGUCAGGGGAUGUCCAUCUCGGUUCGAGAUUACUUUAAUCCUUUGGAGUCGCCAAGGAACGACCGUCCUUCAACUUUCGAUCCAUUGGCCGGUUUUCCUAAAGGCCGCAAACAACGUGAAAUGAUAGCGACUUGGGAAGAGAUGGACGAGUGGAAAUUGUCGCCGGGACAGCGUGAUUACUGCGCUCAUAGACUCAUUGAUGUCAUGAGAUGUCAAGUAAGUUUUUUUUGUGUUUGUUGAAUUUUAGGCUUUGAAUUUCUAGUGGAAAUAUGGUUUAUAAUGGCCAUUUUGAUGGUCUUAAAGUAGGGAUUGUAAUAUCAACAUAGUUUUUAACAUAACUUUUUUUAAAGGGCGGAUGGAUUCUUGAAGCUUUUUGGAAUGUUAGUUUACUUUAUUAGUAAGCUAUUAAGAUUGAAAUUUUAAGUUUGAAGCUUCUUUUUUAUAUUGCUUUAGAUAGGUUUAAAAAUGUCGUCGAAAUUAAGUGAAGACAUUGUUUUUAUUUUAAGUUGUUUUAAGAGUAAAACUUGAAAGUUUGCAAACAUUUGGAAUAUUAUUUUAUAAUUCAAUUUUUUAGCGUGAAUGGGCACCAUUGGCUGCUCACUCUUGCGCAGACAUCAGACACAAAUACGACCUGUGCGAAUACGAAGAUUACCUCCUGAGGAUGAAGGAAUACGAACGUGAACGUCGCUUGUUGAUGCGCAAACGAAGAAAGGAAAAAGCUGCCGGAAUUUCACCUGAAACUGAAUGA
Molecule: messenger RNA, 751 nt
Organism: Bursaphelenchus okinawaensis
Lineage: Eukaryota; Metazoa; Nematoda; Chromadorea; Rhabditida; Aphelenchoididae
Source: the annotation of a GenBank genome assembly